CGUCCCAAACCCUUUUUAUAGGAGAGUCUUAUGUUCUGGCAGAAGACUUCACAAACUCUUUCUUUCAUCUCUCUCUCUCAACCAAACCAAACCAAACCCAAAAAUAAAAUAAAAAAGAUCUUUCUCCUUUCGUUAAUCUCGUGAUCUCUUACUUCUUCUAUAUAUGGACAGAGGAUGGUCUGGUCUCACUCUUGAUUCAUCUUCUCUUGAUCUCUUAAACCCUAAUCGUAUCAUCACUCACCAUAACAACAAUCACCGACGCUUCUUGAAUCCUUUGACGACGAUGUCUAGAAUUGGCGAUGACGAUGGUGAUAAUGAUCAGAAGACGAGAGUUUCCACCAACCGCAGUGAAUUUAGGUUUCCCGUGAGUCUCUCCGGCAUUCGUGACCGUGAAGAUGAUGAUUUCUCUUCUGGAGCCGCCGGAGAUAAUGACCGUGAAGUUCCCGGCGAAGUUGAUUUCUUCUCCGACAAGAAAUCUAGGGUUUGUCGUGAAGAUGAUGCUGGGUUUCGUGUUAAGAAGGAAGAACAAGAUGAUCGAACCGACGUAAAUACUGGUUUGAAUCUUCGGACAACGGGUAAUACAAAGAGUGAUGAGUCAAUGAUCGACGAUGGAGAAUCUUCUGAAAUGGAAGAUAAGCGUGCGAAAAAUGAGUUGGUUAAGUUACAAGAUGAGUUGAAGAGAAUGACAAUGGAUAAUCAAAAGCUUAGAGAAUUGCUUGCACAAGUGAGCAACAGUUACACUUCACUUCAGAUGCAUCUUGUUUCACUAAUGCAACAGCAACAACAACAACAGCAGCAGAACAAUAAUAAGGUAAUAGAGGCUGCUGAGAAACCUGAGGAGACGAUAGUACCAAGGCAAUUUAUUGAUUUAGGCCCUACAAGAGCAGUGGGAGAGGCUGAGGAAGCUUCAAAUUCUUCAUCCGAAGAAAAAACUCGUUCGGGCGGUUCUUCUCCGGCCGAGAGGCGUAGUAAUGAGGUUAGAGACAGGAAGAGACUUGGGCGUGAAGAAAGCCCCGAAACCGAGUCUAACAAAAUCCAGAAGGUGAAUAGUACUAACCCCGCGACAUUUGAUCAAUCCGCUGCUGAAGCUACUAUGAGGAAGGCUCGUGUCUCGGUUCGUGCCCGAUCGGAAGCUCCCAUGAUAAGCGAUGGAUGUCAAUGGAGGAAAUACGGCCAGAAAAUGGCGAAAGGAAAUCCUUGUCCGCGGGCUUAUUACCGUUGCACGAUGGCCACGGGUUGUCCCGUUCGCAAACAAGUUCAACGUUGUGCGGAAGACAGAUCGAUUCUGAUAACAACCUACGAGGGAAACCAUAACCAUCCUUUACCCCCAGCUGCGGUAGCGAUGGCUUCCACCACCACAGCCGCGGCCAACAUGUUGCUAUCCGGGUCAAUGUCUAGUCAUGAUGGGAUGAUGAACCCUACAAAUUUACUUGCUAGGGCUGUUCUUCCUUGCUCCACAAGCAUGGCCACAAUCUCAGCCUCAGCGCCGUUUCCCACCGUCACAUUAGACCUCACUCACUCACCUCCGCCUGCAAAUGGUUCCAACCCUUCCUCUUCCGCAGCCGCCACUACCAACAACGACCAUAACUUAUUGAUGCAGCGGCCACAGCAGCAACAACAGCAAAUGGCGAAUUUACCCCCGGGUAUGUUACCUCAUGUAAUAGGACAAGCAUUGUAUAACCAGUCCAAGUUCUCGGGGCUGCAGUUCUCCAAUGGCUCUCCCUCGGCGGCAGCGUAUUCUCAGUCAAACGCGGUGGCUGACACAAUAACGGCACUCACAGCUGACCCGAAUUUCACGGCAGCUCUUGCAGCCGUUAUUUCUUCUAUGAUCAAUGGUUCGAAUCACGGCGAAGGAAACAACAAAAACCAAUAGAAAAAAAAUAUUACAAUUGUUUUUUUUUGGUAUCUUCAUUUUUUUUUUCCAACUGGGUUAUAGGAAACAGAGUUUAUUCAUUGAUUCAUAUUUGUUCUGUUUCGUACCAAAAUACCAGUAAAUAUACAAAAGAACAAUAUAUAAUUUAAUUUCGAAUAUAAUAGCUAUGUAUUUGCAAAAGUA
Messenger RNA from Camelina sativa (false flax), 2056 nucleotides. Its product is annotated as WRKY transcription factor 6. Gene Ontology annotation, molecular function: DNA-binding transcription factor activity; sequence-specific DNA binding. NCBI's taxonomy places the organism in Eukaryota, Viridiplantae, Streptophyta, Magnoliopsida, Brassicales, Brassicaceae. Gene Ontology annotation, biological process: regulation of DNA-templated transcription. The record is from RefSeq and is a predicted model, not a curated record.